UUAUUUUCUUUUAUAUAAAUGAUAGUUUGACAACUUGUUAUAGUUCUUUAAACGAUUUUAUUUUAAACCAUAACUAUUAUAAACCGACGAUAUCUCGAUAUAAGAAUAAAAAGUGAAUAACAAAAUUGUCAAGAAACAGACACGUCUUAUAUUUACACAGGAAAUUAUAACUACAAGUAGAAAGAUUAUAAAUCAAUGUUAUCGAAUUCGACGUAUAGGAAUAUACGGAAUAUCUCCCUUCUUCCUUUUAUUUCUCUUUUAUGCUGGAAUGUUUGGAAAUUUAAGAUGGAUCAUAGCAAUAGUAAUAGCGAUAUUGACUUUAAUAGUCACAGCAAAUUAUACACCUUCAGAAAGACUGACAGGAAUGAAUCCUUGUAUCAGUAAACAAACAUGUCAUGAAUGUAUACAGACCCCACAUUGUGCUUGGUGUGCAGCUCCUAGAUUUUCUGAAAAGAGAUGUUUCCUUCCUAACAUUAACACUAAAAUACUUGUAACAUGUCCAGAGAAAUAUACAUGGAAUCCGGACAAUGUUUUUAGUAUGGUGAGACAUCGUAAUUUAACCAAAGGAGGUUAUUCAGUCGGUAGUAAUGCUGGCAUAGAAAGUCAUGAUUCUUUCGAACACACUUCUUCUACAAAUUAUUCUAGCACAAGUUCUACACAUUUUCAUCAGGAAAGCUCGAGUAGUGGUAGUAGUAGUAGUAGUAAAAGACAAGAUGCUGUGCAAAUGUGGCCCCAAGAAGUGAAUUUAAAACUUAGAAUAAAUGAGGCCUAUAGGAUGUCAUUUGCAUAUUCUCAAGCUGAAGAUUAUCCAGUUGAUCUAUAUUAUCUUAUGGAUUUAAGUAAAUCGAUGGAAGAUGAUAAGAAAAAGUUAUCUGACUUAGGUCAGUUACUCGUAGAAAGUAUGAGUAAAAUUACAAGCAAUUUCCGUUUGGGUUUUGGUAGUUUCGUUGAUAAAGUAGUAAUGCCCUAUGUAAACACAAUGCCAAAAUUCCUUGUAGAGCCAUGUGAUGGAUGUGCAGCACCAUAUGGAUACAAAAACAUCAUGAGACUUUCACAAGAUACAAGACAUUUUGCUGGUUUAGUUAGAAAUGCCUCUGUUUCGGGUAAUUUAGAUGCUCCUGAAGGAGGAUUUGAUGCAAUUAUGCAAGCUAUUGUUUGUAGAAAUCAAAUUGGUUGGCGAGAAAAAGCUCGUAGACUGUUGGUAUUUUCAACAGAUGCUGGGUUUCAUUAUGCUGGUGAUGGCAAAUUAGGUGGCAUUGUGAAACCAAAUGAUGGAAUGUGCCAUCUAGAUUAUAAUGGUCUUUACACUCAUUCUUCACUUCAAGAUUAUCCAAGCAUAUCGCAAAUUAAUUUAAAAGUUAAACAAAAUGCUAUUAACAUUAUAUGGGCAGUUACUGAAGAACAAAUCAAUGUAUAUAAAAAGUUAACGAAACACGUAGAGGGAUCAUUUGCAGGAAAACUAUCAGAUGAUUCGAGUAAUGUUGUGGAAUUGAUUCGGGAACAAUAUAAUGCUAUUUCUAGUUCAGUAGAAAUGAAAGAUACUGCUAGUAGUGCUGUGAAAGUAAAAUAUUUUUCAAGUUGUUUAGGCUCAGGACCAGCUAUCGAAACUUCAAAGUGUGAUGGAUUGAAAGUUGGUACAAAAGUAGAAUUUAUUGCUGAAAUUGAAGUCACUAGUUGCCCCACUAACCGGUCUGAAUGGAAACAGAAAUUUGAUAUUUAUCCAGUUGGUAUCAAUGAAACAUUAACAAUUAAUUUAGAAAUGUUAUGUGAUUGUGAAUGUGAACGAGAUGGUCCUAUGUAUGAACCAAAAUCUCCUGAAUGUAAUGGUGUUGGUACAUUGAAUUGUGGAGUCUGUGAUUGUUAUGAUGGAUUCUUUGGAAAACGUUGUGAAUGUAGUCCACAUCAAGAAAUGAGUGGAUUUGAUAAGCAUUUUCAAUCUUGUAGACCAGAUAAUACGUCUCUAGUAGAUUGUUCAGGAAGAGGUACUUGUGCGUGUGGUCAAUGUGAAUGUGAAGAAAGAGAGAAUCCUGAAGAAAUAAUAUCAGGUCGUUUUUGCGAGUGUGAUAAUUUCUCGUGCGAUCGUGAUCAAGGAUUUCUUUGUUCAAAUCAUGGAACUUGUGAAUGUGGACAGUGUGUUUGUAAUGCUGGUUGGUCUGGACCAUCUUGUAGUUGUAGAUCUUCAAAUGAUUCCUGCAUAGCACCAGGAACUAAUAAUGGUAUACUUUGUUCAGGACAUGGUGAUUGUAUUUGUGGUGAAUGUAUUUGUCAUGAAGAAGGUAACACAAGAUACUCUGGUAAAUAUUGUAACAAAUGCCCAACAUGUCCAAGUAGAUGUGAGGAACUUAAAAGUUGUGUACAAUGUCAAAUGUAUGGAACUGGAAAUUAUAGCAAUCCAGAAGAAUGUGCUAAAAAUUGCAGAGAAUUUGUACCCGAGGCUGUAGAAAAUGUUAUAGGUGAUGUUGAUAAUGAUGAAGUUAUGUGUUAUGGAACAGAUGAAGAUGACUGCAAGUAUAAUUUCGUUUAUUAUUAUAAUGAAACGAAUUGUUUGAAAGUACGUGCACAGGCAGAGAGAGAAUGUCCACCUCGAGUGAAUAUGCUUGGAAUAGUAUUAGGAGUUAUAGCUGCAAUAGUUCUAAUAGGUUUAGCUUUAUUGUUAUUAUGGAAAUUAUUAACAACGAUACAUGAUAGAAGAGAAUUUGCAAGAUUUGAAAAAGAAAGAAUGCUGGCCAAAUGGGAUACAGGUGAAAAUCCUAUUUAUAAACAAGCAACAUCUACUUUCAAAAAUCCGACAUAUGCUGGAAAAUAAAAUUGUUUAAAUUCCAUGACAUGGCGAUGAAUUACAAGUGUUCAUAAUAUUAUUUUGUUAGCAUUUAUAUAUAGAAGAAUAUUAUUAUGCAAUAUUCGAACCUGCCUUAACAUUAUAUUAGUUUAUUUCAUAAUAAGUUAAAACAUAUAAUUAAUUUAAUAUUCAAUUACAUUAAAAUAGUCAUUAAUUUUACAUAUAAUAUUGCCAUAAUACAUACGUUAUGAGUGUGUACAAAUUUUAUAUAUGACUUUGUGCGUGAAAGAGAGUGCGUGUAACUAUAUGCUAUUGCAUACAUAAAUGACUUAAAGUUUGUAUAAAAUAGAAAAUCUAUAUAUAUAUAUAUAUAUAUAUGUGUGUUUGUGUAUAUAUAUGUAUAUACAUAUAUAUAUGUAUAUGUAUAUAUAUAUAUGUAUAUGUAUAUAUAUGUGUACAUAUAUAUAUAUAUAUACACGCGUAGAUGAUUGAUAGUUAUAUGCAAAUAUUGAAACUCAAGUCGCUUUAUAAUAUUAAUUUUAAUAAUGACUUAUACAUCAAAGUGCCUUUUAUGGUACGUUUUGAGAAUUAGUAAAAUUGAUCUUUCAUGAUAAUAAGGAUACUUAUAAAAGAUACUGAUGCUAUUAUGUAUAAUUUGUAUAUUUAACAAUUUAGAAUCUCUUUAUCAACAUGGAAAAACAUCUAGACUUACUUCUGAUGUCCAGUGUCUUGACAGAGAAUUAAACAAUGCCUUGUACUGAUUAUAUAUUUGAUGUUUUGUAUGUAUAUGUUAAGUUUUAUCAUGGAAACAAUACAGAUAUCUUUGUAUUGAGAAAUUAAUGUAAAACUAUAUGAAAUAAUAAAAGACUAUAACAAACAGAAA
This is a messenger RNA of Vespa crabro (European hornet), 3662 nucleotides long. RefSeq names its product integrin beta-PS (gene mys). The record is from RefSeq and is a predicted model, not a curated record. Gene Ontology annotation, molecular function: integrin binding. NCBI's taxonomy places the organism in Eukaryota, Metazoa, Arthropoda, Insecta, Hymenoptera, Vespidae. Gene Ontology annotation, biological process: cell migration; integrin-mediated signaling pathway; cell adhesion mediated by integrin. The transcript is spliced from 10 exons. Gene Ontology annotation, cellular component: cell surface; integrin complex; focal adhesion. Bases 269 to 2806 code for a protein of 845 amino acids.